This is a messenger RNA of Rangifer tarandus platyrhynchus (Svalbard reindeer), 432 nucleotides long. The record is from the annotation of a GenBank genome assembly. NCBI's taxonomy places the organism in Eukaryota, Metazoa, Chordata, Mammalia, Artiodactyla, Cervidae.
AUGUAUUUUACCAAUUCAUUCAGCAAGGUGACAAAUAGUAACUUUCUGAAUCAUUGUGAGGUUGUGAGUCUUAAGAUAUAUAUCACCAUCAUUACUGAAUUAGAGCAUGAGCGUAGAAUUCUAGGUUCAAAGUGUUCUUCACACUUUGUUGUUAUUCAGUUUCUAAGUCAUGUCUUACUCUUUGUGACCCCAUGGACUGCAGCAUUCCAGGCUUCCCUGUCCUUCACUAUCUCCCUGAGUUUGCGCAAAUGCAAGUCCAUUGAGUCAGUGAUGCCAUCCAACCAUCUCAUCCUCUGUCAUCCCCUUCUCCUCAUGCCUUCAUUCUUUCCCAGCGUCAGAGACUUUUCUAAUGAGUUGGCUCUUUCAUCAUGCGGUCAAAGUAUUGGAGCUUCAGUUUUAGCAUCAGUCCUUCCAAUGAAUAUUCAGGGUUGA